Messenger RNA from Ogataea polymorpha, 1775 nucleotides. RefSeq lists its product as uncharacterized. The record is from RefSeq and is a predicted model, not a curated record. The transcript has a single exon. The coding region runs from base 66 to 1724 and encodes 552 amino acids. Gene Ontology annotation, cellular component: cytoplasm; nuclear pore. Gene Ontology annotation, molecular function: GTPase activator activity. Lineage: Eukaryota; Fungi; Ascomycota; Pichiomycetes; Pichiales; Pichiaceae. Gene Ontology annotation, biological process: intracellular transport.
CUUAAAACGCGCUAGAGCCUCGUGUUUGUGUACAGGUCAACUGCUUCGUGUUUUGUGGAAUCACCAUGGCUAAAAGAAGCAAAUCUCAGCUCACGGCAGACGCAGCUCUUGCCGAAGACUACGACAGCGACGAGGAAGUGUUCGAGGGAGCCAAGCGUGCUUCUGCGGACGUGAUGGCCUCGCGGCCUAUUGCCAAGUUGAAGCCGCGGCUCAAGGCUGUGAACGGCUCUAAGCCGGAGCCCAAAGUUGGCGGAGCUUUUGGUUUCCUCGGGGCCUCCGCCACGGAACAAUCUAGUAAACCAGCCAAUACGGUUGCAUUCUCAAAGCCCACCGAGGAGGUUAUCAACGACCAGCCUACACAGUUUAAAUCCUUGAAUGCUCUGUUUUUGGAGGCCGUCAACAACGCUAUUCAGAAGAACCCUAUUGCAGACUUGCGUCCCAUUUUGUCCAAGUACAAUGAGUAUUACGACAAGGUGGUGAAUAAUAAAAUUGCAGUGAAAAAGGCAGAGGUGCCGAAAGUGGACGUGAAGGUCGGCGAGGUGAAGAACCCGCAGUUCAGUUUUGGUGAUAACAAGCCUGCGGAAGCCGAGGAAGAGGAGGAAAAGCCGGUGGAAAUAAAAGGACCAGCGUUCAAGCUUGACACGCUGCCUAAAUCAAAGAACUACGGAUUCAAGUUCGGCCAGGCUCCGCCUCCGGACUCGGAUUCGGAUGAUGACGUCAAGAUAGAAGGCCCAAAGUUCCAACUUCCUGGAGGCACACAGAUCAAAGAUGAUGUGUUCAAGCUGCCGACGAAAGAGGAGAAGGAUAAAAAGGAGGAUAAGCCAGCGUUUACUUUUGGCCAGACGCAGACCAAAGAGACUCCUAAGUUUUCGUUUGGUCAGACAGCUGCUCCGGCGUUCUCGUUUGGCAGCCAGCCAGAGCCAGCUGAAAAACAGGAAAAGCAGGAAAGUUCAAAGACACCAGCAGCGGCACCAGCAGCAACACCAGCAUUCUCGUUCAGCAUGCCAAAGGAGACCAAAGAAGAGCAGAAGCCGCACCAAAAACCGGACCAAAAACCGGAUCAAAAACCAACAUUUUCGUUUGGCUCUUCUGCCUUCUCCGAGCCGGCCAAGCCUGCUUUCUCAUUCUCCGCCCCUUCGAAUGGGUUCAACUUCUCGUCGCAGCCCGCACAAACGCCUGCCGUGUCCAAUCCGUUCAAUUUUGCAUCCAAGUCGCAGGACACUGCUCCUGCUAGCUCUACGUUCAACUUCAACUUUUCUGCGCCGAAACCAGAAGAAUCCAAGGACGAAGCUGCCAACGACGACGACGAGGUGCAGAACGAAGACGUCAAGGGUGACUUUGCCGUUGUCAAGCUGACACAGAAGGUGGACACGAAAACCGGCGAGGAAAACGAGACGGUUUUGUACACGAAAAAAUCCAAGGUGCUCAGGUUUGACGCGGCUGACAAGGCGGAUCCGUACAAGUCGAUCGGGCUGGGCGAGCUCAAGGUGCUAAAGAACACAGACACGGGCAAGUCGCGGAUUCUGGUGCGGUCCGAGGGCAGCAUGAACGUGCUGCUGAACGUGGCUAUUUUGAAGGACGUCAAGUACGAGCUGAUUGGAAAGGGCAACUCGAUGCGGAUCCCAACGUUUUUGCCCGACGGCAAGCUCGAGACGUAUAUCGCGCGCGUCAAGACGGCCGAAGACGGCAAGAACCUGCUUGAAAAAGUGCAAAGCUGCCAGUGACGUUUGUAGAAUAUGUACGUAUAUUACAUAAUAUAGGAAGGUAUCAUUGUG